AUGGCAUGUAAAUUACUAAACUAUGACCAAAUUCUGUCUGGUCCAGCCCUAGUGAGCUACUGCAACUCGAGCAGCCCUACAUCGGAGACGAGCUCCGUCAGCCAGAAGGCGGUGGCGGGUGCGCCACCUUCGUCCCUGAGCCGGUACGAGUCGCAGAAAUGGCGCGACUGGAACAUGUCCGGGCGGUAUCUGAAGAACCACAAGCCGCUGCUGGUGCUGAGCCAUUGUAGCGGGGCCCACAUCCUUGAAUUCCUCCGCUACCUCGACCAGUUCGGCAAGACCAAGGUCCACACCGCCGGCUGCCCCUUCUUCGGCCAUCCUCACCCCCUUCCCCCCCCGCCCUGCCCCUGCCUUCUCCGCCAGGCCUGGGGAAGCCUCGAUGCACUCGUCGGCCUCCUACGCGCCGCCUUCGAGGAGAACGACGGCAGGCCGUAGACCAAUCCCUUCGGCG
Molecule: messenger RNA, 451 nt
Organism: Salvia miltiorrhiza (redroot sage)
Lineage: Eukaryota; Viridiplantae; Streptophyta; Magnoliopsida; Lamiales; Lamiaceae
Product: protein G1-like4
Exons: 2
Coding region: 1-435 (144 amino acids)
Biological process (GO): mRNA transcription; response to light stimulus
Cellular component (GO): nucleus
Source: RefSeq, a predicted model, not a curated record